CUUACAGUAGUGGAUGGGUGUGAUGCCACCAUGGAGGCACAGAACAACAACCAGCACACCGUAGACAACGACAACAAUCUCUACAAGAUUUCUGGUCAGGAAGAUCAGAAAAAUGUGCCAAGCAUUAACUACUGCUGCACUCUGGCAAACUUCCGUAUUGAGAAGAAGAUUGGUCGGGGCCAGUUCAGUGAGGUCUACAAAGCCACUUACCUGCUGGAAGGGCAGCUGGUGGCACUCAAGAAAGUCCAGAUCUUUGAGAUGAUGGAUGCCAAGGCUCGUCAGGACUGCAUCAAAGAGAUAGAUCUACUGAAGCAGCUGAAUCACCCCAAUAUAAUCAAAUACCUAGACUCCUUUAUUGAAGACAAUGAGCUCAACAUUGUUCUGGAGCUGGCGGACGCUGGAGAUUUGUCCCAGAUGAUAAAGUACUUUAAGAAGAAGAGGCGACUCAUUCCAGAGAGGACUAUAUGGAAAUAUUUUGUGCAGCUCUGCAGUGCCCUCGAGCACAUGCAUUCACGCAGAGUCAUGCACCGUGAUAUCAAGCCAGCCAACGUGUUCAUAACAGCCACAGGGGAGGUAAAGUUGGGUGACCUGGGAUUAGGCCGCUUCUUCAGCUCUAAAACCACAGCAGCACACUCUUUAGUGGGAACACCUUACUACAUGUCUCCAGAGAGAAUCCAUGAGAACGGAUACAAUUUUAAGUCAGAUAUCUGGUCCCUGGGAUGUCUUCUGUAUGAGAUGGCAGCGCUGCAGAGUCCGUUUUAUGGAGACAAGAUGAACCUACUGUCCCUUUGCCAGAAGAUUGAGCAGUGUGAUUACCCUCCCCUCCCACCGGACCAUUACUCUGAGAAGCUGCGAGACCUGGUUAGCAUGUGCAUCAGCCCAGAUCCUGACCAGCGGCCGGACAUCAUCUUUGUGCUGCAGAUCGCCAAACAGAUGCACAUGUGGACUUCCAGCACCUGAGCCCCCUUUCUGCUCAGUCUGAGGACCACUAGAAGUGAGCUCUGCCCGAUCCCGCAGAAAAGUGUUAGCCUUACCCUCACCUGGAUGGCAGGAAACCAUGGAAAGACUUGCACUUGUGGACCGUGAUGUUUUGACAUCAAAACACCCACUUAUUUUCUGUUGUGGAGGAUGUAAAGAGGGGCGUUAGUGGUGCAGCACUCUUGGAAAGUGGGGUUUAUGACUAUGAUCAGAUUUCUCAAAGUUUAUUUUCUUGUACAACUCCACAGGGUUUGCAUUCCAAGUUCAUACCCUUUGUUUCAGGUAGUGUCUGCAAUUGUGUCUAUUAUUGUAAUCAAGGCUUCUUAUAGUGCAGUACUUAAUUUUGCGGGCUAACAAUUAGUAAAUACGCAAUAAUAAGUCAGAUUUAUCUGAGAAUGAUUGUUGAAAGGACGCAGCUUUUGUCUAAAUGUUAGCUUGCAGUGAGUCUGUUGUGUUGGUGAUCAUCUAGAAAACUUGACGUGUGAUACAUAUAUUUAUUUCCAACAGAAGGUCUUCUGUGUGGACGCCAGAGUAACUGAGGUGGUUCUAACUUUUCUCGGCCCAGUAUCUCAAGAUAAUCAUUUAAGUGUUUCAUUAACUUCAGGGUGUGGAGCUCUUACUUAGUUUUUGAAGGCCUGUUUUCCCAAAAUAGACAAAAUAAUGUUGAUUCAAGGUCUACUCACUAGCUUUUUCCAAAGCUUUCAACCACAUCCCAUCUGCUAACGAAGUGCCACAGUCCCCAUGUGCAUGUGAGGACUGCACAGAGUGGAGGUUUAUCAGAGCUCACUGGGAGACAGCUGGUUCAAUGGGCUAUCCUGUCCUUCUUGGAAAUACAAACGCAUCAGCAGAGCUUAGGUGCGUUGUUCGUUUGAGUUUAGUUUCAAACACUGAUAAGUAGGACCAACCAUACAGCAUUUUAGCCACAAUCAGAUGGCGGUGGCUGGUGAUGUUGAUGAUGAGACAUGAUAUUAUUUGAACAGUUCUGUUUUUAGAGAAGUUAUUGAGAAAACAGGUGAUAUUUAGAGCACUUCCUGGUUAGUACCAUUCAGCCAUAGUUAUAUAAUGUUAUGUUACAGUUAUAUAAUGUCUUCUGGAGGUGGAGUGGCUCUGGAGGAGCUUUAUUAAGUCUGAUAAAACAACCCCUAUGAUGUCAUCAGGGUUAUCUCAGCAUGGGCUUGCAGACCACCAAACAUAAAGCCUGAGUUUUAAACUGGGGACAUGAAGUUUACUUCAUGCUGAGUUAUCCUGACUUCUACUGUACAUACUGUAGAGAUAUCUCAGCCUCUGCUGCUUCAGUUUUCACCAUCCUUUAAAAAAAAUAUGUCUUGCAAGUCUCCAAACAUUAAAGGAGUGGAGUACAAAAUCAUGAAGAAACCCCUUAAAAGGACCAGUGUAUAAUAUUUAGAGGAAUGUUGGCAAGAAUGGAAUAAAAUAUUCUAAACUAUGUUUUCAUUAGUGUAUAAUCACCUGAAAAUAAGAGUGCUUAGAAUGAGCCCUUUAUAUCUACAGAGCCCACCAUGUUGCAGUGCCAUGUUCCUAGAGUAAUUCUGAACGGACAAACCAAAUGCUGCCUCUAUAGAGGUCUUUUCAUGAAUUUAGAAUUUAGAACCCCAGGUUCUCCUACACGCAUUAAUGUGAGGGACGGGUUAUCAGAUGGUUGCGAUUUGCAACCUCACUGCUAGAUGCCACUAAAUCCUACACACUGCUCCCUUAAAUCAUGAUCACACUGUUCUUUAUAACAAGACAAAGGAGUUGUGAUCUUCAGAUAACAGGCCUAAAAAAAAUCAUCAUCAUCCCCCACCGCCUUUCUUAGCUUCCAGUUGUCUGGAAGGAGACUUUGGACUUUUAUUUUUCACAUUGCCCAUUGUAACUGUGUGAUUGUCCUUGCUCCUGCUAAUACUCACAAACUGGCACAGUUUUUUUACCCUUUCAGCUACUCAUUCUAUUUUGAAUUUGUGAUGAUUUUUACGUUGCCUAAAUACUUAUAUUUUGCAUAUCAUUUUCAGUGUUGAUAGAAUUGAGAGAAAGAAAAAGCAUCUUGUAAUAAAAACUUUUUCGUUAUCCCUGGGAAAGUGAAGAAAUAGCACAAUAUCGAGCGCUGCCAUAUACAAAACACACAUCCAGUUGUACUAGAAUAAAGGUUUGUGCUAAGGUGGUGGAAGUUGUUUAGUGUUCCAAAGAGUUUUAUGUGAUGUACAAUACCAGAAUGCAGUUUAUGAUCCUGUUCAGUGUUUAUAUGUGCAAAUAUAAACCAUUGUUACUGUGAAACUGUAGACACCGUAGAAAUGAGAUGCUGUGAAAGUCAUUUUGAGCGUGGUAAACCAGAAUAUUUUCAGAAAUGUCCUUAUGUAAGGAUCAUACCAAUGCACAGUGCCUCACCAUACAGAAGAUUACCAUUAUUUUAUUCAUUUGUUAAUGACAACUUGUCUUCUAUGCUAAUAAAAUAAAUGUAUUACAUACA
This is a messenger RNA of Micropterus dolomieu (smallmouth bass), 3439 nucleotides long. It is a transcript of the gene nek6, whose product is annotated as NIMA-related kinase 6. NCBI's taxonomy places the organism in Eukaryota, Metazoa, Chordata, Actinopteri, Centrarchiformes, Centrarchidae. The transcript has 9 exons. The coding region runs from base 31 to 960 and encodes 309 amino acids. The record is from RefSeq and is a predicted model, not a curated record. Gene Ontology annotation, molecular function: ATP binding; protein kinase activity. Gene Ontology annotation, biological process: protein phosphorylation.